AGGGAGGGAGGGAGCCGCUCAGUUCGUGCCCGGGCGCCGGCCACGGCUUGGAAGGGUCUCCGUGCCCUGGCCCUGAGCAGCUCUGCCACGGACUCCGGCAGGCUCCGGGAGAAGACUUGGGGCGCCCUGCCCGACCCGAUCGGACUUAAGAAGGUGACCGCCCUGCUUUCCCUUGCUCCUUCCCGCCUCCUUCCCCCUACUUAACUUUUUUGUCUCUGCUCGCUCGCCCGCAGCUCUCUCCCCGCAAACCGACCCGCUGCUGUGCCGACCGCCCGGGGCAUGGGCCCCCCCACUCGGCUCCCGGAGGCCCCGAGGCGCCGCAAGAUGUGAGAGGCCCGCGGCGGGCAUAGCCAGAGCUUGGGGAAGAGGCGCUGCGUAGCCCCCAGCCUCUACGCGCCCGGGCGAGGUGGCGGUGCGCGCUGCGCCCCCGGGGUGCUGAGCGUCGGGGAGCGCCCGAGCCGGGGGCCGAGAGGAGUAGCUGGCCGGAGAUCAGGCUGUCAUGCCCUAUUGAUCCCCCGCCCCCUGCCAAGUAUGUUUGGGCUGGACCAAUUCGAGCCCCAGAUCAACAGCAGGAACGCUGGCCAGGGCGAGAGGAACUUUAACGAGGCCGGAAUCAGCAUGAACGCCCACUUUAAGGCCCCGGCUUUCCACGCGGGGGGACCCCCCGGUCCCGUGGACCCCGCCAUGAGCGCGCUGGGCGAGCCCCCCAUCUUGGGCAUGAACAUGGAGCCCUACGGCUUCCACGCGCGCGGCCACUCGGAGUUGCACGCCGGGGGGCUGCAGGCGCAGCCGGUGCACGGCUUCUUUGGAGGCCAGCAGCCGCCGCACCACGGCCACCCGGGCGGCCACCACCCCCACCAGCAUCACCCCCACUUUGGGGGCAACUUUGGCGGCCCGGAUCCGGGCGCCUCCUGCCUGCACGGGGGUCGCCUGCUCGGCUACGGCGGCGGCGCGGCCGGCGGCCUGGGCAGCCAGCCGCCCUUCGCCGAGGGUUACGAUCACAUGGCGGAGAGCCAGGGGCCCGAGAGCUUCGGCCCGCAGCGACCCGGGAACCUCCCGGACUUCCACAGCUCGGGCGCCUCGGGCCACGCGGUGCCCGCGCCCUGCCUGCCGCUGGACCAGAGCCCCAACCGGGCCGCCUCCUUCCACGGCCUGCCCGCUUCCAGUGGCUCCGAUUCCCACAGCCUGGAGCCCCGCCGGGUGGCCAACCAAGGGGCCGUCGACUCGCUGGAAUACAAUUACCCGGGCGACGCGCCCUCGGGACAUUUCGACAUGUUUUCGCCCUCCGAGACCGAGGGGCAGCUGCCUCAUUAUGCGGGGGGCCGCCAGGUUCCCGGGGGCGCCUUCCCGGGCGCCUCGGCGAUGCCCAGAGCCGCAGGCAUGGUGGGCUUGUCCAAAAUGCACGCCCAGCAGCAACAGCAGCAGCAGCAGCAGCAGCAGCAGCAACAGCAGCAGCAGCAGCAGCAGCACGGGGUGUUCUUUGAGAGGUUCGGUGGGGCCCGGAAGAUGCCCGUGGGUCUGGAGCCCGGGGUCGGCUCCAGGCACCCGCUCAUGCAGCCCCCGCAGCCGGGCCCGCCGCCUCCGCAGCAGCCGCCUCCGCAGCAGCCUCAGCCGCCGCCGCCGCCGCAGCAGCAGCCGCCGCCGCCGCCGCCGGGGCUUCUGGUUCGGCAAAACUCGUGCCCGCCCGCGCUCCCGCGGCCCCAGCAGGGCGAGGCGGGCACGCCCAGCGGCGGCCUGCCGGACGGGGGCCCCAUGCUGCCCAGCCAGCACGCGCAGUUCGAGUACCCCAUCCACCGGCUGGAGAACCGGAGCAUGCACCCGUACUCCGAGCCCGUGUUUAACAUGCAGCACCCCCCGCCGCAGCAGGCGCCCAACCAGCGGCUGCAGCAUUUCGACGCGCCCCCCUACAUGAACGUGGCCAAGAGGCCGCGCUUUGACUUCCCUGGAGGCGGCGGCGGCGGCGGCGCGGGCGUGGAUCGCUGUGCCUCGUGGAACGGCAGCAUGCACAACGGUGCCCUGGACAACCACCUCUCGCCCUCGGCCUACUCAGGCCUACCCGGCGAGUUCACGCCGCCUGUGCCCGACAGUUUCCCCUCGGGGCCACCCCUGCAGCAUCAGACCCCGGACCACCCAUCCCUGCAGCAGCAGCAUCAGCAGCAGCAUCAGCAGCAGCAGCAGCAUCAGCAGCAGCAUCAGCAACAGCAGCAGCAACAGCAGCAGCAGCAGCAGCAGCGCCAGAACGCGGCCCUCAUGAUCAAGCAGAUGGCGUCGCGCAACCAGCAGCAGCGGCUGCGCCAGCCCAGCCUGGCCCAGCUCGGCCACCCGGGGGACGUGGGCCAGGGCGGCCUGGUGCAUGGCGGCCCGGUGGGCGGCUUGGCCCAGCCGAACUUUGAGCGCGAAACCGGCGGCGCGGGCGCGGGGCGCCUGGGCACCUUCGAGCAGCAGGCGCCGCACUUGGCGCAGGAGAGCGCGUGGUUCCCGGGGCCGCACCCGCCGCCCGGUGACCUGCUGCCCCGCCGGCUGGGCGGCUCGGGGUUACCCCCGGACUGCGGCCCGCACGACCCGGGCCUGGCGCCGCCCCCUCCGCCGCCCGGGGGCUCCGGGGUGCUGUUCCGGGGCCCUCUGCAGGAGCCGCUGAGGAUGCCCGGGGAGGGCCACGUGCCGGCCUUGCAUUCCCCGGGCCUGCAGUUUGGGGGCAGCCUGGGGGGUCUGGGCCAGCUGCAGUCGCCCGGGGCCGGGGUGGGGCUGCCCAGCGCGCCCUCCGAGCGCCGGCCCCCGCCGCCCGAUUUCGCGGCGCCCGCCUUGGGGGGCCAGCCCGGGUUCCCGUUUGGCGCCGCUAGCCGGCAGGCCACGCCGCACAGCGGCCCGGGCGUGAACUCGCCCCCGAGCGCAGGCGGGGCGGGCGGCGGUGCAGGCGGCGGCGCGGGGGGCGCGGGGGCCGCGGGGGGCGCCGGGGGCGCCUACCCGCCGGGGCAACCCGACUUCCAGCCCGGCCAGCGCUCCUCGGCCAGCAAGCUGGGCGCGCUCUCGCUCGGCUCUUUCAGCAAGCCCAGCUCCAAGGACAACCUGUUCGGCCAGAGCUGCCUGGCCGCGCUGUCCACCGCCUGCCAGAACAUGAUCGCCAGCCUGGGCGCCCCGAACCUCAACGUGACCUUCAACAAGAAGAACCCGCCCGAGGGCAAGAGGAAACUGAGUCAGAACGAGGCGGACGGCGGCGCGGCCGUGGCCGGCACCCCGGGCUCGGAUUACUUCCCCGGGGGGCCUGCCCUCGGGGCGUCCGGGCCCGGGGGCCCCCAGGGUAGCUCGAGCGGCGGCUCCAAAGCCCCGGGGCCGCCCAACCCGCCCCCUCCGGGGGACGGCACCAGCCUCUCCCCCAACUACACCCUCGAGUCCACGUCGGGGAACGACGGCAAGCCGGUCCCCGGGGGCGGCGGCCGCGGCCGGGGGCGCAGAAAAAGGGACAGUGGCCACGUGAGCCCGGGGACGUUCUUCGACAAGUACUCGACGGCGCCGGACAGCGGGGGCGCGCCGGGGGUGAGCCCGGGGCAGCCGCCCCCGCAGGCGCCCCCGCAAGCGCCGCCGCCGCCGCAGGCGGGGCCGGGCGUGGCCGUCGGGGCCGGCGAGGCCCGGGGGGCGCCCACGCCCCACGAGAAGGCGCUCACGUCGCCGCCGUCGUGGGGCAAGGGGGCCGAGCUGCUCCUGGGGGACCCGCCGGACCUCAUGGCGUCCCUGGAAGGGGGAGCCAAGUCGGACAGUAGCUCGCCGCACGUGGGCGAGUUCGCCCCGGACGAGGUGAGCAGCGGCUACGCCAACGAGGACGAGGUGUCCUCCAGCUCCGACAACGCCCCGGCGCUGGCCAAGGCCGGCCGCAGCCCCCUGGUGACCGGCUCGCCCAAGCUGGCGCCCCGGGGCGCGGGCGCGGGGGAGCUCGGACCCAAGGCGCCCGCGCCCGCGCUCGGCCUGGCCGGCCUGUCUACCUCUACCUCCACCCCGGACAGCUACGGCGGCGGCGGCGGCGGCGGCGGCGGCGGGGCGCACCCCGCCACCCCGGGCCUGGAGCAGGUGCGGACCCCGAGCAGCGGCGCCCCCGAGGAGAUCCACCCGCUGGAGAUCCUCCAGGCCCAGAUCCAGCUGCAGCGGCAGCAGUUCAGCAUCUCCGAGGACCAGCCCCUGGGACUCAAGGCGGCCAAGAAAGGGGACUGCGCCGUCGGGGCGGCGGGCGCGCAGGCCGGCGACGCGGAGCUGGGCAGCUGCUGCUCCGAGGCCGUCAAGAGCGCCAUGAGCACCAUCGACCUGGACUCGCUGAUGGCCGAGCACAGCGCCACCUGGUACAUGCCCGCAGACAAGGCCCUGGUGGACGGCAGCACGGAGGACGACAAGACGCUGGCGCCCUGGGAGAAGGCCAAGCCCCAGAACCCCAACAGCAAAGAAGCCCACGACCUCCCGGCCAGCAAGGCCCCCGCAGCACAGCCCGGCAGCCACCUGCAGUGCUUGUCCGUCCACUGCACCGACGACGUGGGCGACGCCAAGGCCCGCGCGUCCGUGCCCACCUGGCGCUCCCUGCACUCGGACAUCUCCAACCGAUUCGGCACCUUCGUGGCCGCCCUGACUUGAAUUGACAAGACCCGCCCUCUUUCCUGACUCCUUGACCCCCGCCCCUCCCGCCUCUCUCCCCUCCCCCCACCUCUCCUGGACCCCUGUCCUCCACCCCCCCUGCUCAUUCGAAAGGGCCACUAUUGCUGAGAGAAUGACUCCCCCCACCCCCCUAGAUUGGUACCUGCUUAGUGGCAUAUGGACCGAAAAGGGUUAAUUUAAAGGGGCGGGGGGAAAACAAAACCUUAAUUUUUUUUUUUUUAAAGAAGAAACUCGUCCACCACACUAUGUUAGCAGUGUUUACCCUUCUGCAGUUAGCAAACCUUUGCUUAAGUCUUUUUCCUGCUAGAGAAUUCCCAGUUUUUCUGUAAUCUUGGCAUACUUUUUUUUUUAGAUGACCUCUUUCCUUGUUUUAUUUUUAUGCUGCUGUAUGUCCAAGUAUUGUUAUUCCAUAAUGAGACAAGAGUUGCUUUCCUUUUUUUUUUGUUUUUGAAAUUCUCUUUUAUUCUUGUUGCUUUUCUCCCUCUUCCACUCUCCUCUUCGCCUCGCCUUCCUCCUCCUCCUCCUUCUCCUCCUCCUCCUCCUCUUCCUCCUCCUCCUCCUCCUCCUCCUCCUUCUUUUGCUUUGUUCACUGCUUAUUAAAAAUGGAAAUCCUGAAGAACAGUCGUUCUGGAAUAUUGCCGGGUGAAAGUCGAGUUGUCAUCACAGCAUCCUAGAUUGACACCCACCUGUCCUUAGGUACCCAGCCGCCCUACUGGGAAGGACUCCCUCGCCCCCGACUGAGCUACUCCGCCCGGGACUUUGUUUUGUCUGCGCCCUGAGAAAAUAGAUAUAUUUUCAUUCCUGCAAACACAUCUGCUCAGCCUGUGAUCUCCGCAUGGUGGACGCUGCGUCCAGCCUGUGUGGGGGACGGAGCGGGAAUGGCCACGACGGAGUGUUCGCGCCCUUCUCUGGGUCUCUGUCUGUGCUGGCCAGUGGCCCCCGCCUGCAUGGGGGGGCACUGUGCCCUGCCAGCUGGCGGAGUCUCGGGGCUCUGGGCUCUGCUGCAGCCGGGCCCGGGGCGGGUUUGGCAAGGAGAUUAGGAGGCUGACUUUUUAGCUCCCCUUGGCGGGGGUGGGAGAAAGAGAUGCGCCCCCCCCCUACUUCUUCCUUGGGGUCCCCAGUUCGCACCCAUUGACGGGGCCUCGAACUUAAGGCGCUUCCUUCUCUCUCCCCUCCCCAGCAGUCUGGGGACAAGGAGGGUUCCCCAGGAGCACUUUUGGAGGAGCCUUCCCUACCUCGGGGGGGGGGGGUGCCUCCUUGCAGGAGUCCCGGGGGAGCCUGUGGAGGGAGAAAGGGAAUCUGAGACUCAAGUGGAGUGAUUGGGCCUUUCACCAAGCAGCCGAGGUGGGCUUGGCCCCUUUUGUUUACUAGAACCCGUGGCCGGCCUCCAGCUGUGGCCCUUGUGCACUGCCCGGGCCAGCCACUUCUCCUUGAAGGGAGAUGUGGGGUGACGGGGCCCGAGCCCGGCUGGAGGAGGGCAUCCGGACAGCCCUGCUCGCUGGACCUUCCAGGGCGGGGGGGGGGGCCCGGGGGACCUGGCAGAGGCAGGAGCCGACACCUUCCGGUGCCGUGGGUGCCCGCAGAGGGCUCGGGUGCCGCCCGGGGCCAGGGGCAGCGGGGACAGACUCCAAUAGGCCCGGAGAAGUGGCCGCUGGCACUGCCCCAGGACUCAUAUCCCUGCCCCCAGGAGUCACAACCCCAAAUUUUUUUCUUUUCUUUUUUUUGUUUUUAAGCAAGUGGCCCGAGAGCCUUGGGCUCACCCUGCAGCACCCACACGGUUCAUUUCAGAGAACUUUGCCGCCAGAAGCGCCUCAGCGAAGGUCUCCUCCCUGCCCGCCCACCCCGGCUGCCUCCCUCUAGCCAGACCCCCGGGGCCCAGCUCGGGGCUGGGAGAGUCUAGUUCCAGGGGCCCACACAGCCUGUCGGGGGUCUCCACCGGAGCCGGUGGGGCGAAGGGGUCCUCGAGCCGGGCGCCAGCUCUGUCCUGGCUCGCCCCCUUCCCCUCACCUCCACCUCCAAAGAAAGGGAAGGGGAGAGAAUUCCCGCUUCCCGCCCGCUUCCGAGCUCACAGCUGCCGGGGAAACGGCCUUUGGUGUUUGAACCGGGAAUGAUUUCUCUCUCGUUGCCGAAGGGGAGGGAGCCAGGGGGCUUGGCCUCUGCUGGGCUCGCCCUCGAGGGGGUGUCUGGGAGAGUAGGGGGGCAGGGGCUUCUCAGCACUUGGCUCUAGGGGGUCCCAGCCACCCCGGAAAGCCCUGAAGUUUUCCACGCGUUUGCUCCCCCACGCCCCCAGGAUGAACAGCCUUGACAGUCCCAAGCAAGAAGGGGUGUGGUUUCACUGGGUUGGGUUGGGGAGGACAGAGGUGAACUGAGCCCGGCCCGGCCCGGAGGCCCCCUCUCCCCCCCUCCCCCCCCACAGCGCUGGGCCCUGCACCGCAGAGCGAACGCUUCGGGAAAGGAAAUGAAAACGUUCUUGCACAUGUAAAAUAUGGAGACUUAAACUCUGCUGUGUGUUACGCAAUCCUGUCCUCUUUUUUGACUCUUUAAAGAAAAUCCAUUUCCGAGAUGCUUGGUUGGAAGACUGAGUCGACAGCUCAGGAAACUGAGUGUUAUUUUUUUCUUUCUUUUUUUAAAAAAAAUAUGUAAAGUGCAGUCUUCUGUAUUCCUGCAUAUUGUAUAUACCUGUAUAUGUUUUCCUGAGCAGCUAAAUAACAAUAAAUAUGACGUUAAUGGUGA
This is a messenger RNA of Sorex araneus (European shrew), 7368 nucleotides long. It is a transcript of the gene MN1, whose product is annotated as MN1 proto-oncogene, transcriptional regulator. The record is from RefSeq and is a predicted model, not a curated record. NCBI's taxonomy places the organism in Eukaryota, Metazoa, Chordata, Mammalia, Eulipotyphla, Soricidae. The transcript is spliced from 2 exons. Bases 532 to 4614 code for a protein of 1360 amino acids. Gene Ontology annotation, biological process: regulation of DNA-templated transcription.